AUGUGGAACGCAGCGCAUGUGGAACAGCAGAGUCAACUGCGUGAGUUUAUUGUGGGCGUUAUGAGCAUGCAUCAUCCUAAUGAAAAUUUGUGGACACGGAAUCCUUCGGGCUCGGCAUGGAUAGAAGUGUGGAUUGUCGACCAGCACACAGGUGAACGCACUUUUACCGUGACAUUUAACAGUUACUUCAUCGAGUCUGAGCCGCCGCAGUUCAAACCUGCGUCUGGUGGAGAAUACGACAAACACAACUCGAGUAAUUGGAAGGCGAUUAUUGUGCGGUACGAUUUCACAUAUUACCCGGCUGUGACGGCGCUUCCACAGUUUCUUUUGAAGGGCGAUACAAUUGACGUUGAAGACCUGAUGACCUUUGUGUCGUUCCAGAUCGAGUUCGAUAUGGCCAAACUGUCUCGGCUGAUUUACUCAACUAUUGUGCGCAUCUAUCCUACCACACAACUGGACAUGUGGCUGAACGGAAACGUCUUCUCGUACUCUUCGGAUGGAGCGACUUCUCCAAUGGAUUCCGCCCAAAAGUUCACGAAUUGGUUUAAGACUUCCUUGGACCCAACUUAUCUGAGUGCUUUAGUGCUGAAUAUAACAGUUGACGACGUGUCACGGAUCGCCACAAUAUCCCUGAAGGUGAACGGGCCCUUUGAUAAAGCUAGCAACGCACAGGCUCUGGUAAGUCCAACAUGGAUCCCUACUUUCAUCGUAAAGUCCGACGAAUCAGCCGACCCACCAGCAGAAUUAAUCGUCCGGCCCUGGAAGAUCACACUCCAGUCAGUUAAUCGCUAUCCACCAUUUGACAGACUACUGGACCUGCUAGAAUACGGUGUCGGAACGUCCGAUGGCUCACCGUCAUCAAAUUCUACAAAUGCUGGCGGAUCAUAUUCAGGUGACUCGUGUAGUUUAUGUGCCACCCAGCGUCAAGCCUGCUUUGACGACAAGGAGUGUUCGGCUGCUAUCAGCAACAAUUUGCUUCCAGCUCUCGAUACCAUGGGCGCUGUCGGGAACUCAUGCAUCCAAAGCCUAAGUCAAACACAUUACCCCGGGGUUACUUCGUAUCUGGAAAUAACGCGAGCCAAGAGCAUGUUUCCCGUCAACAAGGGCAAAGGAACGAAUGUGUACUCACUGUCGGGAACCCAGUACUACUACAAUGAUAACGGAAGCUCCAUGGAGCUGGCUAAGUUUAUGGAGGAUCAAGUUCUUGGUGGAUACGAGUCUUCUGGAGUUAAAGUAGAAGUUUCAGUCGACUGGGCUUCCGAGAGGUAUACUGUUAUUUACGACGGGCUGACGACGCUCUCGGUACCAUUCAUCGAGGGCCCCACUACCGUCUCCAGCCCAAUGCAGUUCACAUUCUGGUGCUCUGAACCCGACCUACCGCCAAAGUUCAAACCUUGGAGAACGUGGCUUGUCCCCACCCACUAA
This is a messenger RNA of Phytophthora infestans T30-4, 1425 nucleotides long. RefSeq lists its product as uncharacterized. NCBI's taxonomy places the organism in Eukaryota, Oomycota, Peronosporomycetes, Peronosporales, Peronosporaceae. The transcript has 4 exons. The coding region runs from base 1 to 1425 and encodes 474 amino acids. The record is from RefSeq and is a predicted model, not a curated record.